AUGGUUGAUCGAUACAAGCAGUACCCUAAUAAUUUCAAAGAAGAAACUAAAACAGAAGCAGAGUUCCCCAAUCAGCGGGCCAUAGUGGAUCCGAGUGACACCGACCCGUUAUCCUUCCACUGCCAAGAGCGGGAGGAACCAAGAGACCCAGAGCCUUCGCUCGAGCCACAUGGUUCAACUCUUUGCUUGGAAUGGGCGGGCCAGAAGAUAGUCAACCCGGACCCGACCCGCUAA
Prunus armeniaca (apricot) is the source of this 234-nucleotide messenger RNA. The record is from the annotation of a GenBank genome assembly. Lineage: Eukaryota; Viridiplantae; Streptophyta; Magnoliopsida; Rosales; Rosaceae.